AUGUAUCCGCCAAGCAACAGCUGCAACUACAGCCCCAUUUUCAACAUCACUUCUCCUUGUAUGCAAUAUGGAGACGAACUAUUCUUCCAAUAUUAUCAUGACCAUUUCCUUCAAGAGCAACAAGUACCGUUUAUAGAAGAUCAGAGUGUUGACAACUUAGCUGAUAGCACUGAGACUGUUACUAACAAAGAAACCUGUUGGGGAGGAAAUGAAGGAGUAGAAGGCCGCGACAAAAAAAGAGGCGAAAUGAGCAGCACCACUAGUAUCAUUCGUGGACGGAUCCAAAAAAACAAGAGAUGUUCCAAUAAAGAUCGACACAGCAAGAUAAACACUGCUCGUGGCCUUAGAGACAGAAGGAUGAGACUUUCACUUGAUGCAGCUCGCAAGUUUUUCAGUUUGCAAGACAUGCUGGGGUUCGAUAAGGCAAGUAAAACUGUAGAAUGGUUGCUUAACAAAUCGGAGUCUGAAAUCGAAGAGCUGGCCAAAGGCAAUAAAGGAGGAGAAGCCCUUCCUAAACAAAGCUGCAGUACUACUACUGGAAUUGGUGCAAUUAGUACUGCAAUAUCCUCUAUUUCUGAGAGUGAGGUUAUAUCAGGAACUGAUGAAUCUUCCUCUAUUACUGAUAAAAAGAAGCUGGAAACUGCUAAAGGACCCUCGAAAAAGAAGGCGAAAACUGCUCGUAGAGCUGUAUUUGAUCCUCUUAUUACAAGGGAAUCGAGGAAUCAAGCAAGGAUUAGGGCUCGAGAAAGAACAAAAAUAAAGAAAAACCUUGGUCAAUCCAAAGAGAACAGUGCCGAUGACUGUAAUUUGGUGGUUAGUCAUGGAAUUGGGAGCCCAUUUAGCAUCUUCAACUAUCAGCAAAAUGCAGUUGGAAUUUCCCAUGAUCAGUUGCAUGGGUAUCCAUCUGACUUCAAGUUUACCAGGGGCAAGAGUUCAACAUCUUGUGUCCAAACUGAGAAUUCCAAACCUAAAUGUUGUACAUCCAAACCUGCUGAAGUCAAUCCCCAUGGGUUUAGUAAAGAACAAUACCAGCAUCUCAUGUCCUUAUUCCAACAAGUCCAUUUGAGUCAAGUUGGACAAGCCUCUUCUGCCAGUGCAUCUAGUUCUGCAAACUUUGCAGAGUUUCUACCAUCUGCCCCCUCUCAACCAUCCCCUUCAUUGUCUAUUUAUGUUCUAAUUCCUUCUCCACUUGUUUCUGCUUCUCCUUUUCCUUUGUCACCUACUCCUUCACCUGUUUCUCAUUUAUCCACACCCUUACCAGUAUCACCUUUUGAUCCUCCUCUUAGAAAGUCUCUCAGAACUUCCAACCCACCUUCUUAUCUUCAAGAUUAUGUUUGCUCUCAUGUUGCUCCUUCUUCUAAUAUCACUUCUGCUGGGAUUCAUAUACUAGAGCCUCAGUUUUACCAACAAGCUGCCUCUGAUACUGCUUGGCGAGAGGCUAUGUUGAAGGAGUUUCACGCCUUGAUACAAAUAGGACUUGGGGCAUAG
Messenger RNA from Nicotiana attenuata, 1488 nucleotides. Its product is annotated as transcription factor TCP24-like. The transcript has 4 exons. The coding region runs from base 1 to 1488 and encodes 495 amino acids. NCBI's taxonomy places the organism in Eukaryota, Viridiplantae, Streptophyta, Magnoliopsida, Solanales, Solanaceae. The record is from RefSeq and is a predicted model, not a curated record. Gene Ontology annotation, cellular component: nucleus. Gene Ontology annotation, biological process: regulation of secondary shoot formation. Gene Ontology annotation, molecular function: DNA-binding transcription factor activity; sequence-specific DNA binding.